AUGACAACGAAGUCUCCCACUAUUGUCACGAAUCCCGUCACCGGCCCCGAAAUGGUUUCCCAGGCUCAGAUCCUCGAUCGGUCUAUCCCCAUGCCGAGCGCGCCCUCGUCUCUGUCGCGCCAUUCUCACUCCAGCCGGCGACAUCGCUCGAGUCGUUCUCAUCAUGGGGGUCUCGCUCACCAGCCUCAAAACGACUUUCCCAUUUUCACGCACACAGGCGACGUGGAGAUCGUGAUUCGUGCGGGUGCCCAGGAGAAGCGGUAUCUUCUACAUCGGUUGAUAUUGGCGCAAUGCUCGGGGUUUUUCGAAGCGAGCACCCGCGAGGAAUGGUCAGGACAAACCGUCGCGCGACCAACAAAUCCGGAUCCCGCCGUGCUAUCGCGUAUUAGCGAAGAUAACUCUUCCCUUUCUAACGGCUCGACCCUGGCCCAGUCCGAUGCGGGACAAACGCCGUGGGCACCCGAGAAGAGAAGAUGGCGGUAUGAACUAGACUGGGAGGGCAAGGCGGAGGACGAGGAACCGAUUUUGGUUCAAAAGCCACCUAGCUUUUCCAGCGCGUUCGGGAAUGACGCGGGUCAAUACCCUCCGUCGACGACCAAACCAUCGAGUGCCCAUGCGGGUUUCGUUCGCUCCAUGGCAAAUCUGGCGGGGAUGCAGUCGGUGGUCAACUUGCCUCACCGGGGGACAGCGGCGAACGCGCCGAUGGAUCCCAUCGUCCGCGAUUAUGAUAAUCUGUUUCGUUUAUUUUACAACUAUCCCCCGCAGCUCAAUAGCGUGAACAUCGCGACCGCGUACGCCGAGUGUAGGGCACUGUUGGCAUUAGCUGAUAUGUAUGACGCGCUGCCAGUCACUGGACCGCGAGUCGACCACCAUCUAUUGGGCUUUGGCUCCCGGCUGUUCAAGCAAAUCGCCAAAUAUCCACCGAGUUACCUUAAAUUGGGAUUCCUGGCGCGAAGCCGGGUCAUCUACUCGGAAGCCCUGAUCCACGUUGUCGGACAAUGGCCGGUGGGACUGCCCCAUUUGCGCAACGGCCCGUACUCGCCCCUCCCGGACACCGUGCUGGACAUCAUCGAGGACAAGGUGGAGGAUCUCGAGUUUAUGAAAGCGCGCGUUGACUCUAAGCUGCUGCGACUCUCCCUUACCACAUCUCGUGGCGAAAGAGUUAGUCCCACGAAUGCGUACCUCGACUGGCUCGCGAUCUCUCUAUUUCGACAAUGGCUGGUGGACAGCACAACGCCACCUCCAGCGCCGAUCCUCAAGAACAAUUCCUCGAACCCCAGCAGCCAUCCAAGUCGCUCGUCGCAACCGACCGGACAUCAUCGCGGCCAAGACUCCUCGUCAGGCCCUUCGAAAUCUUCCGCAUCCACUCCCCCAAUGUCCUCGGCGCAGGUGUACCGCCUGAUCGGCUCCUCGUCCUCCCAAGCUUAUCUAAAGCAUGAAGAACUCAAGAAAUUCCUUAAAGUCCACCCAACCCCGUCUACAGAGUCGUUGUACUCCCGGGACGUCUUGAAACGCUUUGAGCGCAAGAUGGACGAGAUCAAACGAUUAGCUCGUGAGAUUGUGAAGCCUCUCAUGCGAAAUUUCCUCGAGCUGGAUCUGAAGAGUGCUGAAAUGAGCGACGCGGGAUUUCCUUACCUGACGUGCAUUAAAGUCGAGAACGCCGAUGUCCCAUGGGAAUGA
This is a messenger RNA of Aspergillus melleus, 1680 nucleotides long. Its product is annotated as BTB/POZ domain-containing protein. The transcript is spliced from 2 exons. The coding region runs from base 1 to 1680 and encodes 559 amino acids. Lineage: Eukaryota; Fungi; Ascomycota; Eurotiomycetes; Eurotiales; Aspergillaceae. Gene Ontology annotation, molecular function: protein binding. The record is from RefSeq and is a predicted model, not a curated record.